Molecule: messenger RNA, 1512 nt
Organism: Loxodonta africana (African savanna elephant)
Lineage: Eukaryota; Metazoa; Chordata; Mammalia; Proboscidea; Elephantidae
Product: cytochrome P450 3A8-like
Exons: 13
Coding region: 1-1512 (503 amino acids)
Biological process (GO): oxidative demethylation; steroid metabolic process
Molecular function (GO): iron ion binding; heme binding; testosterone 6-beta-hydroxylase activity
Source: RefSeq, a predicted model, not a curated record
AUGGACCUGAUUCCAAGCUUUUCAGCGGAGACCUGGAUUCUCCUGGUCACCAGCCUGGUGCUCCUCUACCUAUAUGGAACCCAUUCACAUAAUGUUCUAAAGAAGCUCAGGAUUCCUGGGCCCAAGCCUCUGCCUUUUGUGGGGAGCGUUCUGGCCCACCGCAAGGGUUUGUGGGAUUUUGACAUGAAAUGUUCUAAAAAGUAUGGAAAAAUAUGGGGGUUUUAUCAUGGUCUACAGCCUGUGAUAGCCAUCACAGAUCCUGGCAUGAUCAAGACAAUAAUGGUGAAAGAAUGUUAUUCCACCUUCACAAACCGGAGGGUUUUUGUUCCAAUGGGAUUUAUGAAAUCUGCCAUUUCCUUGUCUAAGGAUGAAGAAUGGAGGAGAGUACGAACGUUGCUGUCUCCAACCUUCACCAGUGGAAAACUCAAGGAGAUGCUCCCCAUCAUCGGCCAGUAUGGAGAAGUAUUGUUGAAGCAUCUGAGAGAGGAAGCAGAAAAAGGCAAGCCUGUCACAUUGAAGAACAUCUUCGGGGCUUACAGCAUGGAUGUGAUCACAAGCACGUCAUUUGGAGUGAACAUCGAUUCCCUCAACAACCCACAAGAUCCCUUUGUGCAAAACAUCAGGAAGCUCAUGAGAUUUAAUAUCUUCGACCCAUUGAUUUUCACAAUAACAGUCUUUCCAUUCCUUACUCCAAUUCUUGAAGCACUAAGUAUCUCUGUGUUUCCAAGAGCUGUUACUGAUUUUUUUACAAAAUCUGUAAAAACAAUAAAAGAAAGCCGCCUUAAAGACAAUAAAAAGCACCGAGUGGACUUUCUUCAGCUGAUGAUCGAUUCCCAGAAUUCCAAGGAAACUAUGUCCCAUAAAGCUUUGACUGAUAUGGAGCUCGUAGCCCAAUCAAUUAUCUUUAUUUUUGCUGGUUAUGAGACCACUAGCACUACUCUUUCCUUCCUUAUGUAUUUAUUGGCCACCCACCCUGAUAUUCAGCAGAAACUGCAGAAGGAGAUUGAUGCGGCUUUCCCCAAUAAGGCAUCUCCCACAUAUGAUGUCAUGUUGCAGAUGGAAUAUCUUGACAUGGUGGUGAAUGAAACACUCAGAUUAUUCCCAAUUGUUGGCAGAAUUGAGAGGGUCUGCAAGAAAGAUGUUGAAAUCAGUGGAGUGACCAUUCCCAAAGGGGCAGUGGCAAUGGUGCCAGCCUUUGCUCUUCACCGAGACCCAGAACACUGGCCAGAGCCUGAGAAGUUCAUUCCUGAGAGGUUCAGUAAGGAGAACAAGGACAGCAUAGAUCCUUACUUAUACCUGCCCUUUGGAAUUGGACCCCGAAAUUGCAUCGGUAUGAGGUUUGCUCUCAUGAACAUGAAACUUGCUAUCAUCAGAGUUCUGCAGGAGUUCUCCGUCAAACCUUGUAAAGAAACACAGAUCCCCAUAAAAGUAGGCCAUGGAGCAAUUAUUGCACCAGAAGUACCUGUUGUUAUAAUGUUUGAGUCAAGAGACGGAAAUGCAAGUGGAGCCUGA